Neolamprologus brichardi is the source of this 2449-nucleotide messenger RNA. Its product is annotated as sodium-dependent neutral amino acid transporter B(0)AT1-like. Gene Ontology annotation, molecular function: neutral L-amino acid transmembrane transporter activity. Gene Ontology annotation, biological process: sodium ion transmembrane transport; nitrogen compound transport; neutral amino acid transport. Gene Ontology annotation, cellular component: brush border membrane; plasma membrane; apical plasma membrane. The record is from RefSeq and is a predicted model, not a curated record. NCBI's taxonomy places the organism in Eukaryota, Metazoa, Chordata, Actinopteri, Cichliformes, Cichlidae.
AUCCUCUCAGUUGCUUAAAAAUUUACAAAAGUAACAGAACUUCUUAUUGAAGAGAGACACAGAAGCUCUUAUUUACAAUUUCUUUUUUGCACGGAGGAGGUUUACAGCAAGCCACCAUGAAGCUGAAAUUACCAAACCCAGGACUGGAUGACCGAAUCCCAUCUCAUGAAGAUUUGGAAAGGAUGGAAACCGAGGAGGCUGGGGACAGGCCCAAAUGGGACAACAAAGCCCAGUACCUCCUCACCUGCGUGGGCUUCUGCGUGGGACUCGGUAACGUCUGGAGGUUCCCGUACCUGUGUCAAAGCCACGGAGGAGGAGCGUUUAUGAUCCCGUUCCUUAUCCUGUUGGUUCUGGAGGGAAUCCCGCUGCUGCACUUAGAGUUUGCCAUCGGUCAGCGCCUGAGAAAGGGCAGCGUGGGAGUGUGGAGAGCAAUCAACCCUUACCUGACUGGAGUUGGCAUUGCAUCGUUACUUGUCUCAUUUUUGGUCGGUAUGUAUUACAACACGAUCAUGGCCUGGAUCAUGUGGUACCUGUUCAACUCCUUUCAAGAUCCUCUGCCUUGGAGCCAAUGCCCUCUCAAUGCUAACAGCACAGGUUUAGUGGCUGAGUGCGCACGGAGCACCACUGUUGACUACUUCUGGUACAGAGAGACUCUGAACACUUCAGCAGCCAUUGAUGACCCUGGAAGUUUGCAGUGGUGGAUGGUGCUGGCCCUGUUCGCUGCCUGGACUCUGCUGUAUGUGUGCUGCAUUCGUGGCAUUGAGACUUCUGGCAAGGCUGUCUACAUCACCUCCACACUCCCAUAUUUUGUCCUCACAAUCUUCCUCAUCAGAGGAUUGACUCUCAAAGGCUCUACAGAGGGAAUAAAGUACCUCUUCACACCAGAUGUGGAUGAAUUAUUGAAUCCACAGACUUGGUUGGAUGCAGGAGCUCAGGUUUUCUACUCCUUCUCCUUGGCUUUCGGGGGCCUCAUCUCUUUCUCCAGUUACAACUCUGUUCACAACAACUGUGAGCAAGACGCCGUUCUCAUCUCCAUCAUCAAUGGCUGCACCUCGGUGUACUCUGCAACGGUGAUCUACUCCAUCAUCGGUUUCAGGGCAACGCAGAAAUUUGAUGAAUGCCAGGGAGAUAACAUCCUGCAUCUCAUCAAUGCCUUUGACUACCCUGAAACCUCCAUCACAAUAGACAACUACGAUCAGGUUCUGACCAGCCUAAAUCAGACAAAUCCAGAUAUCAUCCAAGGUUUGCCCUUAAAAACCUGCGACAUGCAGAAUUUACUCAGUCAGGGUGUGGAGGGAACGGGCCUGGCCUUCAUCGUUUUCACAGAGGCCAUCAUCAAGAUGCCUGUUUCACCUCUCUGGGCAGUCCUCUUUUUCAUCAUGCUCUUCUGUCUCGGCCUUUCAACUAUGUUUGGGAACAUUGAGGGAGUGGUGGUUCCCCUUCAAGACCUUAGAGUUCUUCCUCAAACUUGGCCUAAAGAAGUUUUUACUGGUGUUACUUGCUUAAUAUCCUUUGCUCUUGGGCUCAUAUUCACCCUACGCUCUGGGAACUACUGGCUAGCUCUUUUUGACAACUUUGCAGGCUCAAUCCCCCUCCUAAUCAUCGGUUUCUGUGAAAUGUUUGCAGUUAUCUACAUCUAUGGGAUUGAUAGGUUCAACAAGGACAUUGAAUUUAUGGUUGGCCACAAGCCCAAUAUUUUCUGGCAGGCAACAUGGAGAGUGAUUAGCCCACUCCUUAUGAUCUUCAUCCUAAUUUUCUACUUUGUUACCCAAGUCACCAAAGAUUUAACCUAUCUGGUGUGGGACGAGGAAGCGGCGAGCUUUCCCGUACUGGAAGCACGUCCCUAUCCCUCUUGGAUCUACGUCAUCAUCUUUAUCCUUGCUGGAAUUCCCAGUCUGGCCAUCCCCAUUUUUGCCCUCUAUAAAUUUUUCCAGAGGAAGUGCUGCAAGGACAAAAGCUACAAAGAUCACCCAGUGGACACUAUCUCAGCCAAAAUAGAAAUGAACGGCAAAGCAAAGUUCUAGGUUGAUGUCGCCUUGAUUGUUUAAUGUGACUGAUGUGUACUUGCUUUUAUUGAUGUGUUCUAUGCACAAGAUUGCGACUGCUGACUAUUAUCUUUGAAAAACAGAUGUACAUUUUUAAGUUGUUAGUUAGUUUCUGCACGAUUGUGCACUUUGGGAGAUUUAUUAUAGGGCUACAGGACACCCAACGGCUGCUUAGCUUAUCUUGGCAGAAGGAAACAGGUUGACCUGCUCUGUUCAUAAAAUAUGCUUACAAGCAUCUAAAGCUCAAUAAUUAACAUGUUCUCAGAUUUCAUCUGUAUGGAGUGCACAAAGAAAAAAAAACAUGGGAGAGCCGGUCUGAUAUUUUUCUCUUGUACCCACAGAAAGUAGUAAUGUUAAGUUAACCAGUCAGUGGUUGAAUAUAUAACUAUUCUUUUGAUAUUUUA